Molecule: messenger RNA, 1377 nt
Organism: Cuscuta europaea
Lineage: Eukaryota; Viridiplantae; Streptophyta; Magnoliopsida; Solanales; Convolvulaceae
Source: the annotation of a GenBank genome assembly
GCAUUAGGAGUCUCAACCGAACAAACUAGAGGAGUGUAUAUAUUGACGAAAAUCUUCCACAAACAAUUCUUACAAGCUGCCAUGGAUGAUCAAAUAGUCACACGAAUUCUGGUCUGUUUGGCUCCGAAAUCAGUUUUCAGAUUUAGAGUCGUAUCGAAAUCAUGGAAUGAUUUGAUCUCCGAUCCCUUUUUCAUCGAGAGAUAUGACAGUGAGCGGCGCGGCGGCCGUUUCGGGUUGCUAGCUUUUUUCCGGACGCCUACAAAGACAACGAAAAGAACAGAGAAAACGAAGAAGACAUGUAUGCUGAAGAUAAUCCCUCUUGAUAUUUCCGGCUAUAAAAAAAUUGAAUACCAGUCUGGAGAACUAGAACGCGGCACAUUUAUAAAUUCCUCUAAUGGUUUGAUCCUCUGGGGUGGUCCUGGGCCAGACGAGUACCAUGUUUUGAACCCCUUCACACAAAGAUCGGUCUUCCUACCGCCGCCGCCGCCACCACCACCGUCAGCAAUUAGACACCCAACAGUCGGGCUGAUGUGCGAAGAGAACAAAAGGGAACUGGCAGCCAAGUACGUCGUCAUCCGAGCUUAUUAUUGUGGUGGGUUUGGCCGCCUAGCCGAAAAGGAUGAUGUGCGGAUCGUGACUUACUCUUCAGAGACGGGCGUUUGGACCGCCUCACACCCGACGGUGAUCGCCGCCCCCGGAGUCUACGUCCCCUGUGUUUUUCAAGGUACUGCCCUGUCUGUUUUAGCAAUGAAAGGUGUUUUCCACUGGUACAACUACUCUGGCGAAUUAACGCUAGCACUUUACCGUCCCGACCAUGGACAAGUCAUAGAGAUCCGCAGGUACGGCGGAAUUGAAAAUAACGGUUUCGUACACACAACCAUGACAAGGUCAUCCAUUGACGACGGGGACGUCUUAUGGUUCGGGUGCAUAGGCAGCGAAAGCAUGAGAGUUUUCAUGCUCCCAAAUGGCAGUGAAGAAUGGAAUUUGAUGUAUGUUAUAAGUGGUGGUUCACUCGGGAUCAAAACCAGUUUGAGUACUAAGGGGAUUAUCUUGGAAGCUUUCCUUCCGAUUCCUAACAAGGCUCCUGUUGCUGUAAUUCGCUUUCAAAAGAGGAUCUUUCUCUACAACAUGGACACUGAAAGCUUGCUAUCCGUUCCUGGACGGCCUCUUGACUGCCUGCAGUUGAUGUUGAAUGCCUGCAGUUGCUAUCCUUACUCAGAACCUUCCUGUCUAUCAACUUUUGCUCUUUAAUAGGUACAUCUUGGUGUAAUCUUUGUGAACACAAAUUCAUUUCAUUCUCAAUUUUUUAGUUUCCAUUUGUAAUCGAUUGUAGGUGGUUUAUCGAAUAAUAAAUAGAGCUUUUAGCCUGGUUUUUAA